AUGCUGACAAUUAAUAGAGUUGAUUGUUUUGUUUAUAAUGCUGCUGAAGGGAAAAGUUACCAUGUCUUUAAGGCUUCUCCUGCAGCAGCAGCAGCACCAGCGGCCGCCGGCAGCAGCAGCAGCGCAGCAGCAGCAGCAGCAGCAGCGCCGGUUGCCUUCAGAUACGCCUCGGGGGGCCCCACAGCUCUUCCUGCCGAGGACCCCGUAGGGUACUUUCCUGCUGCAGUUUAUUUCCUUGUUGAUAUUGCUGUCUCCAAAAAGAGACCACGCAGCAGCAGCAGCAGCAGCUGCAGUAGCAGCAGCAGCAGCAGCGGUGUGUGUCGCUGCUCCUGCGACAUGUGCACCGCGCGGAGGACUGCGACUGGCAGCUCCAGCACCACCAGCGACACUAGCAGCAGCAGCUGCAGCAGCAGCAGCAGCAGCAGCAGCAGCAGCUGGCGGCGCUGCGCCGCUGCUGAGAGGGCCGUUUGGCUGUCUCUGGGCAGCAACGUGCGUCGGGUGCAGCAGGCUGUCUUGACAGUGAGUCCCUUAGUGGCGAGUUUUGAUUUUACAUUUUUGUCUUUGCUGCUGCCGCCGAUGCUGCUGUCCUUCUCGGAGCCAGCAGCAGCAGCAGCAGCAGCAGCAGCAGCCACAGCAGCAGCGCGCGUCGCGGGCGGCCCGGGCGGAGCAGCAGCGGCAGCAGCAGCGGAGGCGGAGGCCACGCUUUCCCGCUGGCUGUGCCUCGCCGUGCCCGGCUUCAGCAGCAGCAGCAGCGGGGCCCCACAGCAGCAGCAGCAGCAGCAGCAGCAGCAGCUGGAAGUGCACGUGGAGCUGCUGUGGGUGGGAGAGUGCUCCGCACAUUUGUCUGUCUCCAGACUCUACAGAGUCCUUUCUCUUGAAGGAGCUCUUUUUAGUUUUUCUGCUUUUGUGCUGCGGCAGCGGCAGCUGCAGCUGCGGGAUGUGCUGCUGCUGCUGCUGCAGCACUACCAGCAGCAGCUGCAGCAGCAGUGGCUCCAAAUGCUCCUCUCCGUCGACAUCCUCGGCAGACCCAUCUCCCGCAUCCGAAAGCUGUGGCACGAAGGCUUCCGCUGGCUGCUGCGGCUGGCCCCACAAGACGCAGCUUCUUCCUUUGCUGCAGUGGACUUGCUGCUGCUGCCCUGGAGCAUGGUCUCGCUGCAGCAGCUGCUGCUGCUGCUCUGCGAAACUGUUGCUUUUCACCUCCGCAGGGUCAGGGGGCCCCCAAACCCUCAGGGGGCCCCCCCCCUCCCCAGGCUGCUGCCAGCCCCGCUGCCAGCGCAGCUUGUGGGGCCCCUCCAAAUAGCUACGCUGCAGUCAACUAGCCAGCAGCAGCAGCAGCAGCAGCAGCAGCAGAGGAGCCGCAGGCACAGGGACUACGAGGGCUGGAGCAGGGAGGCCGAAGCGAGCUUUGCGGCUGACCGGCAGCAGCAGCAGCAGCGGCGGCAGCAGCGCAUGCAGCAGCGCAUGCAGCAGCAGCAGCAGCAGCAGCAGGAGCUGCUCUCGGAGGAACGCUCUGUCUCUCCUUCUUUGCCCGCCAUCUACAGCAGCCCCUACUGCGCCGUUGCAGAGGGGCCCCCUCUCUCCUGUCUACGCCCUCUGGGGCCCCCUAUGGGGCCCCCAAUGGGGCCCCCAAUGGGGCCCCCUGUGGGGCCCCUCAUGAGGCCCCCUGGGGGGCCCCCCGUGGGCCGCCCGCUGGGGCCUUCUUUGGGGCCCUCUAUGGGACCCCCUAUGGAGCCCCCCGUGGGGCCCCAUAGGGGGGCCCCUAUUAGGCCCCCUCUGGGGCCCCAUAGGGAGCCCCCUCGGGGGGCCCCUGUGGGGCCCCCUAUGGGGCCCCCAAUGGGGCCCACUCUGGGGGCCCCUGUGGGGCCCCCUGUGGGUGUAGAGUGUUUUGAUGAAGUGCCUUUUGUGUCUUCUGGGUUUUCAAAAGAGGCCCCAUUUGAGGUGUACAGGCAGGGGGGCCCCCCUGGGGUGUAUACGCAGGGGGGCCCCCCUCCGGCUUUUUUGUCUCCCACAGCAUCUGAAGAAGCAGAUUCUCUUUCUUCUCUUCCUUCUUUGCGCAAUUUGCUUCCGCCUUCGCAAGCAGCAGCAGCAGCAGCAGCAGCAGCGCCAGCAGCAGCAGCAGCAGGCGUUGCAGCGGGCGCUGCAGAAGCCGCUGCUGCGCCGCCGCCCCCCCUUUCCUCAGCCCACACUCUAGGAAGCUCCAGCAGCAGCAGCAGCAGCAGCAGCGCUCUGCAUGCAGCAGCAGCAGCAGGGACUUGUCCGUGGGCCCCUAGCGAGGGCAUAUACCCUGUGGUGGCUCAGCUGCCGGAGGACCUUUUCUCUUAA
Molecule: messenger RNA, 2322 nt
Organism: Eimeria tenella
Lineage: Eukaryota; Apicomplexa; Conoidasida; Eucoccidiorida; Eimeriidae
Exons: 2
Coding region: 1-2322 (773 amino acids)
Source: RefSeq, a predicted model, not a curated record